GUUUCAGUCUCUGCCUUGUGAAUGGGCUAUGGCUGUUCAUCACGGAAUGAGAAGUUCCCUAUUUGUGUGUAGGGUGAAAUCGUAUGAGGUCCUUUGAUCCGCAUUCUUACGUGUAGGCGGUGCGCCGUGCUUUCGCUCUCGGCGUGGAGUUCACAACCGGUAGCGUCUGAAGCUUCAGGAGUUCCGGGUCGCGCGUUCGCCGCCAAAAUGUCGGGCAGGAAGAAGACCAGGGAAGUGAAGGAGGAGGCGGUCCACUACGGUCCAACUGUCCGUGAAGGCGAGCACGUGUUCGGUGUUGCCCACAUUUUCGCGUCCUUCAAUGAUACGUUCGUGCACGUAACGGAUCUGUCAGGGAAGGAAACGAUCGCCCGUGUUACAGGUGGGAUGAAAGUGAAGGCGGAUCGUGAUGAAGCGUCUCCCUAUGCGGCUAUGCUUGCAGCACAAGACGUUGCACAGAGGUGCAAGGAGCUCGGUAUCACUGCGCUGCAUAUCAAGCUUCGUGCCACGGGCGGUAACAAGACGAAGACCCCUGGCCCUGGUGCUCAGUCCGCUCUUCGGGCGUUGGCGCGAUCGGGGAUGAAGAUUGGAAGGAUCGAGGACGUGACGCCCAUUCCCACGGACAGCACGAGAAGAAAGGGUGGUCGUCGUGGCCGUCGUUUGUAGACAGACUACUUCCUCGCAUUGCUUUUCCGUACAUGUGCGUUUUUUCUCUGGUGGGCCUUCGAUCGAGGAGUUUUUUGUCAUCGCGAUGGAUUGCGGUCUGAGCAGUUUCCAAUUAGGAUGGUGCUCGUACGGCGGAGUUAAUGAGGGGAAAGGAGCUGUCUCUGCUGCUUUGUGUGGAAGCAAAUUUUGAUUUGCCCGAGGGAGCGAAGGCAUACGUUCCCGCGGUGUUUGGUUCCGUAGUGUUCGUUCCGCCAGCAAUGUUCCCGUAGCAACAAGUACAAAUUUUCCGAGUGUUAUCUCUUGUGCCUUUUGGCUUUUCAUUCCAAACGAUGACACGUGGUCCAUCUUUUACGCAAAUGCGUCUCGUCUUGUGCGAUUUGACUAUGGAGGAUGAAAAUCAUGACACGUGGCGCUCCGUAAAGGAGGUCGUGUCAUCUUGUCAGUACUGACGUUUGUGUGAACAUGGAAAUUUUGCAAACAAAAACAGAGAGACCAAGACGGGUUUGGUGGCCGCGGUGCAGUUGGUUGUCAACUGGUUGCUUUCUCCGAGACAGAUGGCAGCGCGCUUGUCCCUUGCUGCGUAAGCACUGUUUAUCAGAUGGCAGAAAAUACUUAAUCCUUCGGAAGGAGUUCUUUCCACCUUGCUUUUUCUAUUUCUACGUUGGAAGGAAGCCACUGAGAAACGCCGGGCGGUAUGGCCUGAUUGAGAGUUGCUCGGGGUAGUGAAGGGAAAUCGCGUUUUCAAUUAUAAGUGUGACAUUGUUUUUCAACACGUCCGUAUUGUAUGAAUGUUCGACGUCCAAUCUCUGCGACUGUGCAUAAGUAAAGUUUUGAUGUGACUCGUGGUGCUAGUCGCGCAGAUGACUCUUGGGGCAUUGCCCGGAAGACAUAACACGGGUAAUGUCUGGUACUGUCAAAGUCACUUCAUGGACAUCGCAGCAUCCUCCCUCUCUCUCACUCCCUCUUUCACACGCACACCCAUACCCUUGUCCGCACUCAGCUUUUUUCUUUUCCUGUGGUAAAUUUGGAUCGAUGUAUAGAAGAAUAGCAUAUGCUCUGCCGUUAUGAGACGGAUGGUUCUCUUUCUCGUCCUGCUGCUCCUCCCCCUUCAAGCUUCCCCGGCAUCGUCUCCGUGCAUCUCUCUCUCUUACGCACACCGUUACGGCUUUUUGGCUGAUCUCAAGUGCAGCAUCUGUCUGAUCAGUUCAAUAUCUGAUCCGUGGUUCAUCGGACCACACGAAAAUAAAAGGGUGUGCGCGGCACGCUCCACUGUAUUCUAUUGUGGCGACAGCGGUAAAAAUUCGUAGAGGUUGAGCUCUGCACUCCUAUGACUGUCCCUGUUCAACGAGAAUCCUAGAUGGGCAGUGCUGCGAUAGCCGUGACGGCAGCUAUGGUCGCCGUCUUCACGCGAAUACGCACGGUUAUUCCAGACUGUCGCAGAUGUAGCAGGGGAAGAUGGGACUGAGUUCUCUAAAUGUAUAGAGUUGUAUAUCUAACUGAAGCGUUUAUGGCGUUUCCCAAACGGAAACUGUCAGGUCUUUCUGGCGGGGGAGCAUGGUAAAUCAUGACGAUUUCGGUUAAAUAAACGCCGAAAUCCCAUGCUGGACGUAGUCGAAUGCCCAAAGGGGUAUUUCAUCGUAAUAAUGGAAUUCUCUGCGCAGUGCUACCUUUCCGUUCACUGGAAUCGCUUAUCGAGACCGAAAAUUGCCCCGAAAUGCGGCUAUUAUUACCUGGCAACCUUCAAGUGUGAAAUCGGUAAGUCGAAUGCGAUCGAACAAGGUGAACCUUUGACGACAGAACAUGUGAGCCUUUGACGAUAGAAUAGAACGCCCGGUCAUUAUCGGCAGGUGUUGGCUGUGCGUUGUGCCGAAUAC
This is a messenger RNA of Chara braunii, 2537 nucleotides long. The record is from the annotation of a GenBank genome assembly. NCBI's taxonomy places the organism in Eukaryota, Viridiplantae, Streptophyta, Charophyceae, Charales, Characeae.